AUGGACGAGAUGGAAGAGGAGCUCAAGUGCCCAGUGUGCGGCUCCUUCUACCGGGAGCCGCUGAUCCUGCCCUGCUCUCACAACCUGUGCCAGGCGUGCGCCCGCAACAUCCUGGUGCAGACGCCCGAGGCGGACUCGCCGCAGAGCCGGCGCGCCUCGGGCUCCGGCGGCUCGGCCUCCGAUUAUGACUACCUGGACCUGGACAAGAUGAGCCUGUACAGCGAGGCGGACAGCGGCUACGGCUCGUACGGCGGCUUCGCCAGCGCGCCCACCACGCCGUGCCAGAAGUCGCCCAACGGCGUGCGCGUCUUCCCGCCGACCGUGCCGCCCGCCGCGCACCUCCCGCCGGCCUCGGCCGCUACUCUGGCGCCGGUGCCGCGCAAUUCCUGCCUGACGUGCCCGCAGUGCCACCGCAGCCUGAUCCUGGACGAGCGGGGCCUGCGCGGCUUCCCCAAGAACCGCGUCCUGGAGGGCGUCAUCGACCGCUACCAGCAGAGCAAGGCGGCCGCCCUGCGCUGCCAGCUGUGCGAGAAGGCGCCCAAGGAGGCCACCGUCAUGUGCGAGCAGUGCGACGUCUUCUACUGCGACCCCUGCCGCCUGCGCUGCCACCCGCCGCGGGGGCCGCUAGCCAAGCACCGCCUGUUGCCCCCUGCCCAGGGCCGGGUCAGCCGGAGGCUCAGCCCGCGCAAGAUCUCCACCUGCACCGACCACGAACUGGAGAACCACAGCAUGUACUGCGUCCAGUGCAAGGUGCCUGUUUGCUACCAGUGCCUGGAGGAGGGCAAACACUCCAGCCACGAGGUCAAGGCCCUGGGGGCCAUGUGGAAGCUCCACAAGAGCCAGCUGUCUCAGGCGCUGAAUGGACUCUCAGACAGAGCAAAAGAGGCCAAAGAAUUCCUGGUGCAACUACGGAAUAUGGUGCAGCAGAUCCAGGAGAACAGCGUGGAGUUUGAAGCCUGCCUCGUCGCCCAGUGUGAUGCCCUCAUUGAUGCCCUCAACCGGAGGAAAGCUCAGCUGUUGACGCGGGUCAACAAGGAACAUGAGCACAAGCUGAAGGUGGUGCGGGACCAGAUCUCCCACUGCACAGUGAAACUACGCCAGACGACGGGACUCAUGGAAUACUGCUUGGAGGUCAUCAAGGAGAACGAUCCGAGCGGAUUCCUCCAGAUCUCUGAUGCGCUGAUAAGGAGAGUCCACUUGACAGAGGACCAGUGGGGCAAAGGAACCCUCUCCCCAAGGAUGACGACAGACUUUGAUCUCAACCUGGACAGCGGGCCUUUGCUGCAAACCAUCCACCAGCUGGACUUCAUGCAAAUGAAAGCUUCCUCCCCAGUGCCGGCCCCCCCAAUCCUCCAGCUGGAAGAGUGCUGUACCCAGAACAACAGCGCCACCUUGUCGUGGAAGCAGCCGCCACUUUCCGUGGUGCAAGUAGACGGAUACAUCCUGGAGCUGGAUGAUGGGAACGGCGGUCAGUUCAGGGAGGUGUAUGUCGGGAAGGAGACGAUGUGCACUGUGGAUGGACUCCACUUCAACAGCACCUACAGUGCUCGGGUCAAAGCCUUCAACAAGACUGGGGUCAGCCCCUACAGCAAGAUGCUGGUCCUGCAGACCUCCGAGGCUGCUGGCUCUGACCUUCAGUUUCCCUUAAUCUUGCAUCUAGACUCCGAACCGGAGGAGCAAGCCCUGACUUUCCCCGUGCCUUUGGAAAGGCUGCAGCUGCGUAGAUCGAGCCCCUUCUCUUCCACCCUUAACCUGCAAAACAGCUUUCCGGGGAGAUCCUACUUUGAGCUCAGAUCCUCGUCCCACCAAAUGAGCUUGCACUCUUCUUUGCAAUCUCUGAAUUCGGCCGGUUUUGAGGCUCAGUCAGGACCUUUCUCCCAAUUGGUUGAUAUUAAAAAACUGGUAGCAGUGGCCUGGUUUUCGUUUGACCCAAAUACGGCCCACUCGGAUGUCAUCUUCUCCAACGACAACCUGACCGUCACCUGCAACAGCUACGACGACCGGGUGGUGUUGGGCAAAACGGGCUUCUCCAAGGGGCUCCACUACUGGGAGCUGUCCAUCGACCGCUACGACAACCACCCGGACCCGGCCUUUGGUGUGGCCCGCAUGGAUGUUCUCAAGGACGUCAUGUUGGGGAAAGACGACAAGGCCUGGGCCAUGUACGUGGACAACAACCGGAGCUGGUUCAUGCAUAACAAUUCACACACCAACAGGACUGAAGGGGGCAUCACCAAAGGGGCUACGGUCGGGAUCUUGCUUGAUCUAACCAGGAGGACCUUGACCUUCUCCAUCAAUGAGGACCAGCAGGGGCCAGUGGCCUUUGAGAACCUGGAAGGUGUCUUCUUCCCUGCUGUCAGUCUGAACAGGAAUGUGCAAGUGACGCUGCACACCGGCCUCCCGGUCCCGGACUUCUACAACACACGAGGCUCCAUGCAGUAAGGAGUCACGGGGUGCCCGGCGGCUUUUUCUCAGGACACACCGAGAGACCUGCGUUCGUUUUCUUCAGGAAUUGACCUCAUGGGAGAAAAGGAGGAGAAUAUCUGGUCGUCUGGUAACUCCAGGCCAGCGGAAAACCAAAUUUUUUAAACAAACUA
Zootoca vivipara (common lizard) is the source of this 2594-nucleotide messenger RNA. NCBI's taxonomy places the organism in Eukaryota, Metazoa, Chordata, Lepidosauria, Squamata, Lacertidae. The record is from RefSeq and is a predicted model, not a curated record.